This is a messenger RNA of Paraphaeosphaeria sporulosa, 553 nucleotides long. RefSeq lists its product as uncharacterized. The record is from RefSeq and is a predicted model, not a curated record. The coding region runs from base 192 to 473 and encodes 93 amino acids. Lineage: Eukaryota; Fungi; Ascomycota; Dothideomycetes; Pleosporales; Didymosphaeriaceae. The transcript has a single exon.
GUGAUCGUACGGAUGGGGUAUAGUUAAUUAACGCGCGUCAGCAGAGUUUAGGGUGCGCUAAGUAGGGAUCCGGACGCCGUCUGACGUAGGUCGAUCAAGCAACUGUUCGGUGUGAUCGGAUCCGUAGCUCCUUUUGGAUUUAGGUAGUAAAGCUACAGUAAUCAGAAAUUCGAUUGUUGUUAUCUACACCAAUGGAUUCCCAGUUCAACUUUAUUGAGUGGUCACAGAGCCCAUCUCGAACGCCUGGCGGCCGACGACGAUCGUUCAUAUGGACUCCAGAGAUGGUGGAGACUCUCCUCCAAGCCCUAGUCGAGCAGGUAGAGAGCGGCCAGCGAGCGGAUUCAGGAUACAAGGUGGCUGCGUGGGAGAUGGCAACGAAGGAGGUUAACCUGUGUAUGGUCCCAAUGAGAUAUCCCCGAUCACACUCGAACCGAACAGGCCCUAAUUGCUUCGAUCCGACUAUUCCUGUAUGAUCAAAUCACCAUGACCUCCGAUAUCGCAGACCCUGAUUUGAAACUCCCACGAAGCUGUGAAAUGCGAAGAGCAUUGCUCG